Nymphalis io (European peacock) is the source of this 7308-nucleotide messenger RNA. Its product is annotated as TBC1 domain family member 12-like. The transcript is spliced from 7 exons. The coding region runs from base 388 to 2433 and encodes 681 amino acids. The record is from RefSeq and is a predicted model, not a curated record. Gene Ontology annotation, molecular function: GTPase activator activity. Gene Ontology annotation, biological process: regulation of autophagosome assembly; activation of GTPase activity. NCBI's taxonomy places the organism in Eukaryota, Metazoa, Arthropoda, Insecta, Lepidoptera, Nymphalidae. Gene Ontology annotation, cellular component: autophagosome; recycling endosome.
AAGGGUGGUGGGUGUGUUGCUUUGCUUUAUGUUUUAGUUCCGUAUGAUUUAUUGUAUUAAAGCGUAGUGUUAGUGGUAGUAUUGAUUUUUUUUAUAAAUUAAAUAAGCGUUUUUAGUGUAAAUAAAUUAUUAAACUGUCUUUAAUAGUGUAUAUUUACGACACAUUAAUAUAAUUUCUCUAAUUUGUUUUGGAAUAUUUACGUCGAUUGUUUUCGUUUGUGAUGUGUAUUAUAAAUAACGAUUUAAGAUAACGAGUUAUAGUGUUAAGAUUUGCAAAUAAUUACAAUAAUGAUUAAUAAUGAGACCAUUACUGAGGAAUCAGUUAAACAAGGUUUCUUGAAAAAUGGAUGGAAUUUAUAAACGCUGUUCGAUUUUUGAAUCUUUGCGAUGUCGACACCUUGCCAAAAAGGCGGGAUGCGCCUCAGCGAAGCCCUAGAUAACAUACAACUAGCGUACAAUCCGAUUACGAAACAGCUACAUUUCGUGAGUCCUAAGGUCGAAAAGCAAGUAGAGGACACUUCGGACGACAUUGAUAAAUUGUCAAAGAAGAGUAGUUUCAGUGACGAAGGGAAUUUUUCUAUAUCGACCUGUGAAAAGAGUGAUACCAGUGAUUCGCCAAAGAGUACAUUACAAUGGGGUGGCAGUGUAAAUGGUCAUCAGCGCGGCAAGGAUGGAGGAUCUUUCUCCAGCACCGUCUCGAGUCUAUCAGAGUGUUCCCUAGGAUCCAGUGCAUCAAAGGAAGAUGAUCUUGCCGAAGUCAAUACUGUUCAAGAACAAACAAAAUUAAAGAAGAAAGGACUAUCUGGAUUCUUUAGCAGAGGUGUAUUCCCAUGGAAAAGUAACUCGUCAUCCAAAACUCAAGAAUCAAACGCAACCUCCACAUGGCGACUAUUCGGCAGUAAAUCGAAUGGAAAUAUAGCUAAGAGUUUGACCACUGAGGUGCAGAACUCACUCACUCCUGCAUCGUCAGCUGCAAACACACCACAUCAUCAUAAAAGACAAGGAAGUUCGGCCAGCGAGAAGCAGUUCGAUGAUCUCGUCGCCAGUUCAAUAGCACUCAUUCAGCAUGACCGACCUUCAAACCUACCAGCAAAAUGCACAGAAGAGGCGCUGCGACACAAGGCGGAACACGCUCGAAUGGUCGAGGCAGCGAGAAGGAGAGUGGAAAGAGAGGCAGCAGCGAGGCAUGCGAGAUUGCAAGAAUCAAUACGAAUGGAGGAGAGGCUCGCAAGGCACGCGCGAGAAUGGACGCAAACAAUACUACCUGAUUGGCAUAACAUGAAAAACGCAAAACGUACUUUGGACCUUUGGUGGAGCGGUCUUCCACCGGCGAUAAGGGGCAGAGUCUGGCAACUCGCUAUAGAAAAUAAAUUGAAAAUAACACACGAAAUGUACGAGGAUUACGUCGCCAAAGCGAAACAGAAACUUCACGAAGCACAGCUAAGAAGGAAACGGUUAAAAGUUCACUCGAAAAACUCCUGCGACUGUAAGAAAGAUGAACCUAACAAAGACGAACAAAAUAUCGAAGACAGGUUAUCCAGUGGAGAAUUUUCUAAAUCUGAAGAGAGAUCAUCGAAAAUAACGGAAAAGUUGUCCAAAAUGGACGACAGGAUUGAGGAUAUAACGGAAAAACCAAGAUUGGGUUUACCGAGGAACUUUAGUGAGCAAAAUUUGAAAACAAUUAACGUCGAUCCUGGACCGAAAAAGUGUUGUUCGAAAUCUAAUCCUAAUUUACUAGAUUAUAGUGACGAAUGUUCGAUGGAGCUGAUUCAGUUGGACAUAGCGCGGACGUUUCCACAUUUGUGUAUAUUUCAACCUGGUGGACCCUAUUUUGAUGUGCUACACGAACUGUUGGCGGCGUAUGUCUGUUAUAGACCAGAUAUUGGUUACAUUCAGGGUAUGUCAUUCAUAGCUGCAGUGCUCAUACUGAACAUGGAAGCCCCUCAAGCAUUCGUCUGUUUCGCAAAUCUUCUCGAUGGACCAGUUUUACGAGCCGCUUUUACCAGAGAUGGUGACACUAUGCAGCGCCUGUGGAAGGCGUACGCGCGGCUGCUGCGGCGCCACCUGCCGGCGCUGGCGGAGGCCGUGGCGCCCGAGCUGUACCUGCUGGAGUGGCUGUACACCGCCUUCGCCAAGGCCAUGCCGCUGGACGCCGCCUGCCGCGUGUGGGACGUGUUCCUGCGCGACGGAGACUCCUUCCUGUUCAACGCCGCGCUCGGUAUCCUUCAUCUGUACCAAGACGAGCUGAAGGACAUGGACUUCAUAUCCGCCGCUCAGUUCCUUACCAAACUCCCCGAAGAUCUAGAUCCAGAGGCACUCUUCAAAAGCAUAUCCUCCGUCUCGAUGACUCUGGACGGCAUGUCCUUCGAGGAGCUGGUCUCCUGCUGUCCGGUAGAGAACAGCCUGGACGAUGACGUUACACUUAGAUUAUGAUAUACAUGUGAGUGGAUAUUCAAUGGAUUAUUUAAGUUAUAGUAUUUAAUGAAGUAGUUAGGAUUUGUAUUUGGUUAAAAAUCAAUUGAAAAAAUCACUUCUUCAACAUUGUUCACUGUAUUUUAUAAAACUUUUUCAGCAUAUAGCAAUAAUUCAAAACUCAAAACACAGUGUAUCGCUAAUUGUAAUCAAAAUUUUCUUCCAAACUCAACUAUAAUAUUAAAUUCAAAAAUUUAAAACCUAAUUACUCGCAAUGUUUCUCUAUAUUAGAUAGGAAAUUUUAAUAAAAUUAUUAUCUUAAUAAGAUUCUAGUAUCGGAAUAAAAUUAAUAGGAACAGUCGUUAAACGUAUCUCCCAAAUUAUUAAUAAAGGCAAGCGGGUCUUCUAUUUAAGUAAUAUGGAUUAAUUUAUAACAAAAUAUUAAUUGAAAUUAUUUUCAUGACAUUAUUUGUUAUAAAAAUAUAUAUAGUUUGUUUCAAUGACAGGAGAAGUAAAGAUAAAAAAAAACUUUACGUUUAUAUAUUCCAUGCGAUUUGCCAAUAACUCUUCCAUAUAUGCAAUAAAAAUUGAUUAAUACCUUCUUAAUAAAACCUUUAUCGACUACGAACUAAUUAAACUUUAAUUUAUCUUUCAAAGUUGCAAUUUCGAAGUCGUCGACCUUCAAAAUGUUUGAUUAAAUCUCGACCAAUGAUAUCAUUUCAUUUCAAGGUAAAUACAACAACAACAACAAUAACAGCCUGUUAAUGUCCCACUGCUGGGCUAAGGCCUCUUCUCCCUUUGAGGAGAAGGUUUGGAGCUUGUUCUAACCGCUAGGCCAUCUCGGCUUUUCAAGGGCAAAGUUGUUUAUUUAUAGUACUUUACUCCUUCAGUCAAAGGAAUCGACUAUAGUGUUGGGAAAAUUUGUAAUCAAUAAUGUAGCAACAUUUAUUAGGCAAGUAAUUAUAAAAAUAAUGUUGUUAUUACAAUAAAUAUAUAUAUAUUAUUAUACACAUAAAUAGUCCUUGUAAUGUUAAUGAGGUCUGUGGAAAUGUAUAGAAAAGUUUUCCUCGAUAAUUAAUAUAUAUGUACAUAAUUAUAAUAUCAAAGUUAUCUCGUUACGAAAAAUCUGUGUACCAAUUUUUAAAAAUAGAUUCAUGGAUAUUAAAAUAUUGUAAAUAAAUUAUUCGGGAUGCAUAUUAUUUAAUCAUUUGAUGUAUUAAUAAUCUGUGUCUGUAAUGUUAUAAUCUGUACAUAGUUUCCUUAUAUAAAUAAUAUAGUUCAUAAUUAAAAUAUUUUAAAUUUGGAUCUAUUUUUGAACAGACCACUAAGAAUUUUUAAAUAACAAUUUUAUAUGCUAUAUAGAAUCUCAAAACGCCAUUUUUAUUAUUGUUACAUAAAUUUGUUAAGCAAUUUCGAAUAAAUAUAGACAAACAUUUAUUAUUCAUAUUCAUCACUCGGCUUAAAAAGGCCUAUUUUAUGAUUUAUAUGUAAGCUAGUUAAAAUUUUUCUUUAUAACAAUAAUUAUACAUAACAAUACGAUGUAAUACUUACAAUAUUUUUUUAUAUAUCAGUUUAAAGAGAUCUUUAUUAUUACUCAAAGAACAUACACAAUUUAACAAUUUAAGAGCAGAAAAGAGCAAUUUAACAAAUUUCAUCUUUGGACCUAUCUAUAUUUGCUGGAAACUUGAAAUUACUUGAAUUUACUGGAAAUUUGUUUGUUUUAUAUUUAAAUAUGGAACGUUAAACCGUAUCCGAUAAACUAAUCAUAAUACCAAUCACAAUCAUGUUUAAUUUUCAAAGCUAUUUUCAACUUAAAAUUUCAAUAGAAAUGUAGCAAGUUGAGGCGUGUUAGACAAAUUAACUGCUUAUUUAUAUAGGUGGUUUAAGGACAUAUCAUAGUAGAAAUAUAUAACGCUCAGAUUAAAAUAUUUAUAUACAAUAUCUUAUACAUAUUAAAAUUAUCUUAAUAUGUUUUUUAUAGUUAACUAUCAAUCGAUUCGUUUAUUUCUAUCAAUCAAGAAUGCCUUAUAUGUUUUUGUUGGAAGUUAUUUUUUACUUUAUUUAUAAUCAAUUUAUUUGAAUACACAAUUAGAAAUUGUCAAGUCCCAGCCCAUAUAUCUCCCAAUGCUGGGCUAAUGAUAGAGGUUGGUGGAUACUAAAUGUUAUAUGAUGCAUGAUUGUAAUUGUGCAUGAUUCCUUCACAGCAUGGUAUAUUGUAUAACGAGUGCCAACAAAGAAAAUAGAAAGAGUAUGGACAGCAAAACAUUUUUUUUGUUUGUAGCGAGAUUAAUUUGUGCAUAUUUAACGCUCUAUAUAACGACUUUUUCAAGAAAAUAAAGAAGUUAAUUAAAAAAACAUACAAUUGUUAACUCGAAUUCAAAGUAUUUCAUUAUAUUCAAAAUAAUAUUUCUUUUAAUUACUUAAAUCUUUGUUGGUAAUCUAAAUAUUACGAUAACAAUUAACAUGCUUGGAAUGCAAGUUUGAAGUGAUAUUUACGAAAUUUUUUUUCCAACCGUACCUAUGUACAACAGACAUAUGAAUAGUGUGCGAGCGUUAUAGCAUGAUAUUAUCCGCGAUUACAAAACAUUUCAUAAAUUGGCACGGGUUAUCAUCAAAUUGCUAACACACUAUCAAGCUGAUAUCUAUAUAUUCUUAAAAAUCUUCGACCGAAUGUCUCAGUUACUUGUGUCGGAAUAUAUUAAAAAAAAGAAAAGUACGUCAUUGCCUUUCAUAGACGAAGAAUAUAAGUUUGGUGGGAAGUUUGGGUGCUUCGAACAUACAAUUACCUGAAUUGUCAUUUUUAGUUGUUUUUUUUUAGCAUUGAAAGUAAUUGCAAACAAAAAAUUUUGUUAUUCCUGUAUUUCUUAUUAUAAAGUUAAAUACUUAUUUAUGUAUUCUUUUUAAAAAACUCAUUUUAACUUCUGGUUUGUAAGAAUAUAUUAUAUUAUAUGUACAGUAAAAAAGGAGGGCUAAGUCGAACUGUGAGAGGGUCAGAUACGCAUGUGGCAGAAUUUCAGUGAAAUAAAAAAUUACAUACAUUUCGAUUCUAAACAAGUUAUGUAAAUAGUGUAAAUAAUUAUUAUAUAAAAAUUGUCAAUUAAAUGUUACUUUGUAAUUAUUGUAUAAUUAUUUUAAUGUAUCUUUGAAAAUCAAUCAACGAGUAGUUGGACCGGCCUAAUAGUUAAUGAGUAAUCGAAAGAUCUUUCGAAUCUUUAAUAAUAAUUAUUAUUAUUCAUAGAUAUUUUUAUUAAUAAUUAGAUCUAUCUAUUUAUAUGUAAUUGCAAAAUUUGUUUAUCUUAUUUUUUUUUUUUUUUUGUAAUUCAUUUUUGGCGUCAAUUGCUCACGUAAAUAGUGUCUUAUUUUUUUAAUUCAAAUGUAAUUAAUUUUUUUUAAAUCUGAUUUACUUUAUAGAUGUUUUUUUUUUAGACUUAUUUAAUUUGUAUUGAAUAAUGUUCUACCUGCGUAUACGACGAGAUAAAUAAAUUUUGCUAUAGAAGAUAGUGUCGCUUAAACCUCGCCGCCAUACAUUCGCUAAGCGACUACAAUUAUAAAAAAAAUCGACAUAAUUUUUAGAUGUAAACAAAUCAUGACUAAACAUUCGUUUUCAUUACUUAAGUAAUACUUUGGAAGCCUUUAAAAUAAUCUUAUUUUCUUACUUUAACAAGUGCCAAAUAUCAAACUUAAUAAAACGGAAUCUAAUUUUGUGAUGUAUUUUUUGGACAUUUACGACAUUUAAUGUAUGUAGUAUUUAAAUAAAAAAUAUUUUAUGCUAAAUAAAAUUCGAGCGAAUGUGUGGUGACGAAUUUAAUUUGAUUUAGAUUUUAUUUUAACAGCUUUAAUUGAACUUCGUAGUGUAUAGAUCUUGCCACAUAAAAAAAAAAACUUAAAAUAAAUAAACGUAAAUUGUUUGAAUUUAUACCUAAGGGUUUUAUAUUUUUAAAUACGAUGUAAUAUUUAUAAUCACUUUUUAUUUUGCACUAUAUUAUAAAAAUCAGAAUAUUUACUUGUUUACAAAAAAAAUAUCUGCUUUAUGUUAAAAUAUCAUAGCAAAUUUUUAUUUAUAUCUUAUAUCUAUAUUUAAAUAUAAAUGAAUGUAUUUAUCCUAAGAUAAUGUAUAAUUAAAAUUAAUUUAAUUAUACUCAUCACUGGCCUUUGUUCGAGUUGACUUUUGAAUUGCAUAUUGCAACAUUUCGAGCUAUCCGUAGUUUUAAAUGAUACUUAUGAAACACACACAUAAAAACAUCCGCGUACACAAACAAUCUCAGACAUUGCGUGUAUGUGUGCUAAUAAGCUUGAAAUAUUUUACAAGAGAGAAGCGUACUUAAAAGAUUGUGUGUGUUUUAUAAGUUCUAUUUAAAACUCGAAUCCAUCGAAUUUGGUUGGGAGUCGUUAAACUGGCAACACUCUGUACUCUUUCAUUCGGUCAACAUAAUACAAUUAAUUGUAUGUAUGUUUUAGAAUUGAAAUUGUCUUUGAAAGCGAUGAGUAAAAUUUCAAGGUCUAAUUUGUAAUUUGUGUGCAAUGUUUUAUAUAUGAAUGUUAAAGUAACUUUUCUGACGGUAAGUUUUACUUCUCACGUCACUUCGUCACGUGUACAGUGUUGCAAGUGCUUAAUUUUUAUUUUAUCAAUUAAAUAUAUAUGUAUAUAUACAUAAAUGAUAUAUAAAUGUUUAUUUUAUUGGAUACAUUGUAUGCUUAGAGAAAUGAAACGAAUAAAUACGUUUCAUUUUAUUUCGUGUUUAGAUAUAGUUAAAAUGCAGUUGUGACGUUGACUGAUAUUAUAAUAAUGCCAUCUCGUGUAAUUUUAAUUAAAAUAAUAUUAAUAAUGUAAAAUCAAGAGUAACUUGGCCCCAUAAUUUAAAGUUUUAAUUAUAAAAUAAAAUUUAUCAAUACGAA